AUGAUUUUUAUAAAGGAGGUCGACUUAUCGACAGGUUCCGCCAGUAUUGCCAAUUCCGUGGUAUCGUGCGUAGUAGAUAAUUUCAAACAUAUUUAUUGUGUUCUGUACAAAGAUAAACGGCUAACAAUAGCUGUGUUACGAAGAUGCCCCGAACAAUUAUGUCUACAAAGAGGGAUAGGAAGAGAAAGACGUGGAGCUCCGAUCAGAUGACAAGGGCAGUUGAAGCUGUACGCACUAAGUCUAUGGGUUUUACAAAGGCAGUUAAAAGUUUUGGUGUGCCAAGAACUACUCUAAGAAGGCUCGUCCAUAAUACUGAGUUGUUGCCAGAGCUAGUUGUACAGAAGCCCUUAGGUAGAAGGCCUGUGUUGCCACCUUACCUAGAAGAAAAAUUAGUGGAAUAUAUAUUGCACAUGGAGCAAAUAUUUUAUGGCUUAACUCGAAUGGAUGUCAG
Acanthoscelides obtectus is the source of this 451-nucleotide messenger RNA. NCBI's taxonomy places the organism in Eukaryota, Metazoa, Arthropoda, Insecta, Coleoptera, Chrysomelidae. The record is from the annotation of a GenBank genome assembly.